This is a messenger RNA of Phacochoerus africanus (Common warthog), 1793 nucleotides long. It is a transcript of the gene KRT222, whose product is annotated as keratin 222. The transcript is spliced from 6 exons. Gene Ontology annotation, molecular function: structural molecule activity. NCBI's taxonomy places the organism in Eukaryota, Metazoa, Chordata, Mammalia, Artiodactyla, Suidae. Bases 35 to 922 code for a protein of 295 amino acids. The record is from RefSeq and is a predicted model, not a curated record.
GGUUCAGUUAGCCAAGGUGGAGGAUGGGAAAAGAAUGGAGCUGUCCCAGCUACUCAAUGAGAUCAGGGCAAACUAUGAAAAGCUCCUCACCAGAAAUCAGAUAGAGACCGUGCUUUCAACAAGGAUCCAGCUAGAAGAAGAUCUAAGCAAAAAAAUGGACAAAGAUGAAGAGGCUUUAAAGGCGGCUCAGGCAGAGCUCAAGGAAGCCCGGCGCCAGUGGCACCACCUGCAAGUGGAAAUUGAAUCUCUCCAUGCUGUGGAAAGGGGCCUUGAAAACUCCCUCCAUGCCAGCGAACAACAUUACCAGAUGCAGCUUCAAGACCUAGAGGCAGUGAUUGAAGGACUAGAAAAAGAGCUACAAGAAGUAAGACGUGGCAUCGAGAAGCAGCUUCAAGAGCAUGAGAUGCUUCUCAACACGAAGAUGCGGCUAGAACAAGAAAUCGCAACUUAUCGCCGCCUCUUAGAAAAGGAAGAAAUCAGAUAUUAUGGUUGUAUCCAAGGUGGGAAAAAAGAACAAAAACCUACCACAAGUAGAGUUGGGUUUGUGUUACCUUCAGCCAUUAUAAAUGAAAUAUCUUUUUCAACAAAAGUCCCACAAAAGUAUGAGAAUGAAAAAGUAGAAACGGUGACCAAACAGGCAAUAUUAAAUGGAAGUAUCGUGAAAGAAAGCACUGAAGCUCACGGCACUAUUCAGACAGAGAGAGUGGAUGAAGUUAUUAAAGAAUGGGAAGGUUCCUUCUUUAAAGAUAACCCUCGAUUAAGGAAAAAAUCUGUUUCUCUUCGCUUUGAUCUUCAUCUAGCCGCCACUGAUGAAGGGUGUUUACAGACUAAGCAGGAUAAUCUACCAGAUAUAGAAGUCAGGCUUAUCAUGAGAAGAUCAUGCAGUAUCCCCUCUAUCAAACCUCCAUCAGCAGCUAAUUAAUCCAAAGACAGUAUUUGGCUUGAUGUGAAAAUGCCAUUAGGAUGGACCAAGGUGGGAGGCCACGCUGACCACCUUCUGUCCCAAAACGUAAGUGAUGAAGUAUGUUCUGACCAAUAUGUGACUCUCUUUGGAAAAAAAAAAAAAGAUGGAGGUACAAAAUUUCUCUGACCCUAGGUAUAAGCUGUUGGGGGUGUUUUUGGACAGGGGGAGCUUAAAGUCGGAAAGGUAAAACAGUUUCCAUUUUAUUUUUUAAAAAUACAGUCUUUUUUUCCCUAGAAAUUUUUAUCAGAGACUGGAGGCAUUAAAAUGGUUUGCUUAAGUCUUUGAAAUUGUACUCGAUGGCUGAACACUCAAAGAGAAAAGGAAGAGUCUGUUUACUUCUGAUUGUACCAUGUAAAGAACCACACUACGUUAUUCAUCAUUAGUCCAUGACUGAUUAUAUCUAAAAAGACUUUUCUACUUAAAAAGGAAAGCAAUCAUAAAUGAAUUUUUAAAGAGGACUCACUAUUCCCUUGACCAAAUGUUUUCCACUGGGGACGAUAAUUUGCACCCAUAGAAAAAUAAGUGACUUUCCACUGAGAUAUUUUGAGCGAACUAUAGAACAUACCCCAGGGCUAAAGUGAUGAUUGAACGAAUCAUCACCUAAUAGUUUUUUGUAAUCAUUACCUGAUAUCCAGAAGAGUUACUUUAUUCAAAGAACUUUAAAGGUUGUGUCCUCCCCCACAGAAAAUCAGAAGGCCGGCUGCAAAAACAAAACAUGAAAGCUAGUUACUGCAAUUACUAGAUCAGAGUUAUCCAAACUCUCACCAUCCCAACUUUUCCAUCUGUAAAGUUAAAUGUGAUUAAUUUGUCUUUGAUGCGAGCAUUAGAU